CGCCGCCGCGACGGCGCUGCUAGCUAGUCUUUGGUGUUGCAGGUGUUCGAUUCCUGAUUCCAAAUUCCAGACUCCAAACUCGGUUCUUCAAUCGACAGAUUCCGAUUUACAUCCCAAAGCUCUUCGGAUUGAAAUCCAGCCGCGACCCAAGAGAUAAGAGUAUUUGGGAUUAGUAGAUAGGGAGGGUAGAUAGGAUAGUAGAAUAGAAGAGGAGCACUUUCGCUGAUGAUUACGGCGGAGGAGAAGAGCCCCGAAAGGGAGGAGGAGGAGGAGGAGGCGAACCCGCGCGCGGAGGCUUUUCUGGAGAUCAUCUGCCGCGUCCCGGCGGGGGAGGUGGAGGCGGCGCUGUCCGCUUGCGGCAUCGGCCCCACGGCCGAGGUCGAGGAACUGGUGCUCAAGUCCCGCGAAUGCUACAAGCGCCCUAAGUCCGCCGUCCGCUUCUUCCGCUGGGCGGGGCAGUCCGUGUCGCACACCGCCUACGCAUGGAACCUCCUUGUCGACAUCCUCGGCAAGGCCGCCAUGUUCGAGCCCAUGUGGGACGCCAUCCGCUCCAUGAAGCAGGAGGGCGGCGGCGGGCUCGUCUCCGUCGCCACCUUCGCCUCCGUCUUCGCCUCCUACUGCGCCGCUGGCAACAUCAAAGAUGCAAUCGCGGCCUUAGACGUCAUGGACCGCUACGGCCUCAAGCACGACGCCGUCGCGCUCAACUCGCUGCUCUCGGCGAUUUGCCGCGUCGAGGGUCGCGCGCAGGAUGCGCAGGACGUCUUCGAGCGUACCAAGGCAACCAUCCCACCCGACGGCGACACGUUCGCGAUACUGCUCGAGGCAUGGGAGAAGGAGGGGAACGCGGUGCGCGCCAAGAGCGUCUUUGGCGAGAUGGUCGUCCGCAUCGGCUGGGACGCAGCCAACGUAUCCGCGUACGACUCCUUCCUCUCCACUCUCGUUCGGGGCGGCCUGUUGGACGAGGCCUUCAAAUUUCUGCAGGUGAUGCGGAGCAAGGGCUGCUUGCCGGGGAUCAAUUUUUUUUCUACAGCUGUGGAUCUGGUCGUCCGCAAGGGUGACUACCUCAACGCCGUAGCCAUCUGGCACAUGAUGGUCUCUGAAGCCGGCCUCGUUCCCAAUUUCUCAAUGUACAGCGCCAUGAUUGGCCUCCACUGCAAUGCUGGUAGCAUAGACGAUGCUCUUGGGUUGCUUGAUGAAAUGCCCCUCAACGGCGUCUUUGCAAAUUCUGUCACAUACAACACCAUACUGGAAGGAUUCAUCAAGCAUCGCAAGGCUCGUGAGGCUGAAAGUUUCCUAACGGAGAUGAGCAAGAAUGAGCAACUGCCUACUGCAUCCAAUUGCGCUGCUGCUAUCAGCUUGUUCUUUAAGGAGUUUAACCCAUCUGCAGCAAUCGACGUGUGGCGCUGUAUUGUGGAGCACAACAUUACCCCAGCUGAGGACUCUGCCAAAGAGCUAAUAGCAGGGCUGCUUGAAUUUGGCAGGUUUACUGAGGUGACGAAGCGUGCUGAUGAGAUGAUUGACAUGAGAGUUGAGUUGUCACGGUCCACAAUGGAGAAUAUGAAGCGUGGUUUUGCUAAGGCUGGCAGGCACCAAUCAUAUGACAACAUUGCAAGAAGGCUAAAGCGAUAUUAGCUGCACAUGAAUGCUUUAAUCAGCUGAAACUUUGCGGCUCACGGGGUAGAAGUUUAACGCCUGGACUGCUGAAUUGCAUGACAACCAAGAAUUUGGACUAGCCUGGAUCCUGGAAUGUAAGUCUGGAAGUCUGGAACUGUACUCUGAUCCCACAAGCAGUGGUCGGGAUGUUAGUGUAGCUCUUGUAGAUUCCGGACCCCAUUUGUUAGCUGGUUACUCAUCGAGUGUAAUAAGUGGCUAGUUUAGUGAGACUGCACAUUAUCGCUGUUUAUUUUUCAGAUAUAUUUUAUGAAUAUGAAAUUGGGUUAUGUAAGUAUCAGAUAUUCCUGGCUGUCAGCAGCGUCAGGCGCCUCUGCUGAUCCUUUGACCAUAUUGUUUUUCGUGGAA
Zea mays is the source of this 2019-nucleotide messenger RNA. RefSeq lists its product as uncharacterized. NCBI's taxonomy places the organism in Eukaryota, Viridiplantae, Streptophyta, Magnoliopsida, Poales, Poaceae. The record is from RefSeq and is marked validated. Gene Ontology annotation, molecular function: protein binding. The coding region runs from base 226 to 1632 and encodes 468 amino acids. The transcript is spliced from 2 exons.